Messenger RNA from Rhodamnia argentea, 3466 nucleotides. Its product is annotated as pentatricopeptide repeat-containing protein At4g20770. The coding region runs from base 51 to 2453 and encodes 800 amino acids. The transcript has 2 exons. Gene Ontology annotation, molecular function: RNA binding; protein binding. Lineage: Eukaryota; Viridiplantae; Streptophyta; Magnoliopsida; Myrtales; Myrtaceae. Gene Ontology annotation, biological process: RNA modification. The record is from RefSeq and is a predicted model, not a curated record.
GCAAAAAAGUCUCUCUUCCAUUGGAACAUUGUCGGGAUUGUUUCUUUUUAAUGCCUCUUCAUCAUGAGAAAUCUGCCGUGAGCCAAAGACGAGAACAUGGAAAUACCCGCAGCUUCAGAAUAAUGCAACUUCAGAGCACGGGCGACGCCCAUCUCCCAAGCCUCCUGCGAUCCUGCAUCGACCAUAAAUCCUACUCGACUGGCAAGCUCCUCCAUGCCCGCAUCCUCCGCCUCGGCCUCCUCAACGCCACCUUCCUCUGCAACCGCCUCGUCGAGUUGUACUCCGCAUGCAGCAAGACGAGGUACGCUCACUUAGUGUUCGACAGCACGCCCCAUAAGGACAUUUAUACAUGGAAUGCGAUUCUGGGUGCUUAUUGCAAGGCUGGAGAAUUGCAAUCCGCGCGCCAACUGUUCGACGCAAUGCCUGAAAGAAACUCCUUCUCAUGGAACAACGUGAUUAGCUCCUUAGUCAGAAAUGGGUUCGAACAGGAGGCCGUGGACGUUUAUCGUUCCAUGAUAUGCGAAGGUUUUGUGCCUACUCGUUUCACUUUGGCCAGUGUGUUCAGCGCCUGUGGUGCUUUGUUGGAUGUAGAGGUUGGCAGGAGGUGUCAUGGGCUUGCUUUAAAGAUCGGUCUUGAGAAGAAUAUUUAUGUUGGUAAUGCUUUAUUGUGUAUGUACGCUAAGUGUGGGCUCAUUGAAGAUGCCAUUUGGGCUUUUAGAGAUUUGCCUGAUCCCAAUGAGGUUUCUUUUACGGCAAUGAUGCAUGGCCUAGCGCAAGCUGAUAGAGUUCCAGAGGCCAUUGAGAUGUUUAGAUUGAUGUGCAGACAGGGAAUAUGUAUUGAUUCCAUUGCCCUAUCAAGUGUUUUGGGUGUUUGUUCUAGUGGGGAAUAUGAUGAAUCUUUCCUAGAUAGUUGUGGUGGUGGGCUUUCGUGCAUACUUCAGGGCCAGCAAAUGCAUUCUCUCAUGAUUAAACUUGGCUGUGGGAAUGAUAUCCACUUGAGCAACGCAAUAAUUCAUAUGUAUGCAAAGAAUGGGGACAUGGAUAGCGCCGAGCUGAUGUUUGGUAAUAUGUCAGAGAUUAGUGUAGUUACUUGGAAUCUGAUGAUUGCUGGGUAUGGUAACAAAUGUGAAAGUGACAAGGCGAUAAAACAUAUGCAGAGAAUGCAGUGUUGCGGUUUUGAACCGAAUGAAGUCACCUUUAUAAAUGUGCUUGUGGCAUGUGUAAAAUCUGGGGAUGUUGAAAUGGGGAGUCAAAUUUUUGAUAAGAUGUCGUUUCCCGCAGUUAGUUCCUGGAAUGCCAUGCUGUCUGGGUAUUUUCAGAGUGGGAACAACAUUGAGGUGAUAAAGCUCUUCCGAAAGAUGCAAUUUCUUGGUGUGAGACCUGAUCGAACAUCUUUAGCUAUUAUUCUUAGCUCAUGUGCAGGGCUUGAGGUUUUGGAGUUUGGGAGACAGGUGCAUGCAGCCUCCCUGAAGGCGGCCGGUGAUGCAGAUGUAUAUGUUGCCAGUGGACUCAUAACCAUGUACUCAAAUUGUGGAAAGAUAGAGCUAGCAAAGCUCAUAUUGCGUAAAACAACCAAACUAGAUAGUGUUUGCUGGAAUUCAAUGAUGGCGGGCCUUGUGCUUAAUUCCCUGGACAUAGAAGCUGCUGUAUGCUUUAAGCAGAUGCGGCAAAUGGAGAUGCUUCCUACUGAAUCUUCUUAUGCUACCAUGUUGAGCUGUUGUGGCAAAUUUUCUUCUGCAUUUUAUGGGAGGCAGGUGCAUGCUCAAAUAGUUAAAGAUGGAUAUACAAGUGAUGUAUGCAUAGGAAGUGCUCUUGUUCGUAUGUAUUGUAAACAUGGUGACAUAGAAGGUGCUCGGAGGUUCUUUGAUAUGAUGCCCUUUAAAAACACUGUUACAUGGAAUGAGAUGGUACAUGGAUAUGCACAGAAUGGCUUUGGACAUGAAGCUGUUUGCCUCUAUGAAAAUAUGAUUGGUUUGGGCGUGAAAGCAGACAGCAUUACCUUCGUUGCUGUUUUAACUGCCUGUAGUCAUGGUGGGCUUGUUGAUGCUGGAAUCAGUAUAUUCAAUUCGAUGUGGCAAGAACAUGGUGUGGAACCUCUUUUGGAUCAUUACGUAUGCAUAGUCGACUGUUUGGGACGAGCCGGGCGCUUCAAUGAAGUGGAAGUGCUCAUAGAUAAGAUGCCAUAUAGAGAUGAUCCACUUUUGUGGGAGGUUCUACUUAGUUCUUGUAGGGUCCAUGCUAAUGUGAGUUUAGCCAAAAAAGCAGCUGGAGAACUUCUCCAUCUGGACCCACAAAAUUCAGCACCUUAUUUGCUUCUUGCCAACAUCUACUGUUCAUUGGGAAGGUGGGAUGAAGCAAGGGCAGUGAGAAACCAAAUGAAUGAUAACCAGAUUGCUAAAGAUCCAGGCCACAGUUGGAUUGAUAUUAAGCAUGACGCACAAACCUUCCUCUAGUAUAAUUGUAAGAUGGUUGAAUACAAAAUUGAAACAUGUUAACCUGUCAAAAACAGAAUGUGGUGAAGCAGUUCUUGGGCGACUAUUGUUUUCCAAAGAUUUGGCUGGCAAGAGGCCAAGAAGCAUGAGAUGAUUAGAUCAGAUACAGUCUUGCAGACGUCCGGUGGAGAAUUGCACUGAUCUCUAUUUAAGCAACUGAGUCUCAAACAGGUUUAGAUCAGAAGCAGUCUUGCAGCCAUGUGUGGGUGAAUUGAACUGAUCAUAUCCUAUGUAACUGGGUGUCCUGCCAAAAAGGGAAUCAUCACCCUAUCCAGAAUAACCUCAUGGAAAACCAAAAGGCACAUCAAGGUAUUAAGCAUGAGACACAAACCUUCCUCUAGUAUAAUUGUAAGAUGGUCGAAGACAAAAUUGAAACAUGGUAACCUGUCAUAAACAGAAUUAGGUGAAGCAGUUCUUGAGCGACUAUUGUUUUCCAAAGAUUUGGCUGGCGAGAGGCCAAGAAGCAUGAGAUGAUUCGCUCAGAUACAGUCUUGCAGACAUCCGGUGGAGAAUUGCACUGAUCUCUAUUUAAGCAACUGAGUCUCAAACAGCUUUAGAUCAGAUGCAGUCUUGCAGCCAUGCGGGGGCGAAUUGUACUGAUCUAUAUCCUAAGCAACUGGGUGUCCUGCUGAAAAGGGAAUCAUCACCUUAUCCAGAAUGACCUCAUGGAAAACCAAAAGGCGCGUCAAGCUUGGUGUGAAGGAAAGCUUGAUGAAUAAAGCUGUAGCAGCACUUAGAUCUGGCCAUCUCAGUCUGAAACUCGGAAGAGAAAUGGUUUUUCAAAUCCUGAGAGAGUUUUUUAAAUUCUGAUAUUGGAAGGAUGCAGUCUUGUGGCACAGCUGCACUAGAAAUGUUACUCACCUUGGUGCCCUUGGAUGAAUGAAGUGGAAAACAUAACUCUGGUGGGGUGUUACCGACUCAAGACCUUAAAAUUGAGUCCUUGAGUUGGGGGCCCAUGUCAUAAAGGCUUCCUA